This is a messenger RNA of Ictidomys tridecemlineatus (thirteen-lined ground squirrel), 6376 nucleotides long. It is a transcript of the gene G2e3, whose product is annotated as G2/M-phase specific E3 ubiquitin protein ligase. Gene Ontology annotation, molecular function: ubiquitin-protein transferase activity. Lineage: Eukaryota; Metazoa; Chordata; Mammalia; Rodentia; Sciuridae. The record is from RefSeq and is a predicted model, not a curated record. Gene Ontology annotation, cellular component: nucleus.
UGCACCCAUUUUAGAAACAAGCAGCUCAAGAGUCACCAGGCAGAAGCAACCGCCCGGCCCUCUCUGAGAACCUGAAAAGAAGAGAGACUGGAAAAAGCCAACAACAAGCCGUAAACGGAAAGGCUACCGGAACCAGCACCCAGCAACACAGCCGGGGUGCAAGAGCCCCUACCCCACAGCCCGCGCCCCGCGGGUUCGGCCCUUGGGGGCGGGGCCGACCGCUCCUUCCGGGUUGCGGGCGGAAGUGAGAGAAUUUGAAUCCUACGGGCCGUUGGAGGGGGCUGGUCGCUGGUGGCUUGCAGAAGUGCUGCGCGAGAAGGGAAAAGUGACGCGGCCACCCUGGAACUUAUGCUCCGCGAGCCUCUCUUUCUCAGGACGUGAAUGUCAUAGCGAAAGCGAUACCACAGUAAAAUGAAUGAAAAUAAACCUGGUGACUCACAAACGCUUGCUUGUGUUUUCUGUCGAAAAAAUGAUGACUGUCCUAAUAAAUAUGGUGAAAAGAAAACAAAUGAGAAGUGGAAUCUCACUGUACAUUACUAUUGUUUGUUGAUGUCAAGUGGAAUUUGGCAGAGAGGUAAAGAAGAAGAGGGAGUUUAUGGUUUUCUAAUAGAAGACAUCAGGAAGGAAGUGAAUAGAGCAUCUAAACUGAAAUGCUGUGUUUGUAAGAAAAAUGGUGCUUCAAUUGGAUGUGUUGCACCUCGAUGUAAAAGAAGUUAUCAUUUCCCAUGUGGACUUCAGAGAGAAUGUAUUUUCCAGUUUACUGGCAACUUUGCGUCAUUUUGUUGGAAACAUCGACCUGUUCAAAUAAUGGCAUCCAAUAAUUACAGAGAUUCCUUACCAUGCACCAUUUGUUUGGAAUAUAUUGAGCCUGUUCCUACUUAUAACAUACUACGAAGUCCUUGUUGUAAGAAUGCUUGGUUUCACAGAGACUGUUUACAGGUUCAAGCAAUAAAUGCAGGAGUGUUUUUCUUCAGAUGUACAAUAUGCAGUAAUACUGACACCUUUCAGGAAGAGAUGUUAAGAAUGGGAAUUCACAUUCCUGAAAAGGAUGCAUCUUGGGAAUUAGAGGAAAAUGCUUAUCAAGACCUUCUGCAGCACUAUGAGCACUGUGAUGUUCGAAGAUGUCGUUGCAAAGAAGGGCGAGACUAUAAUGCACCCGAUAGCAAAUGGGAAAUAAAACGCUGUCAGUGUUGUGGUUCUAGUGGAACACAUUUAGCCUGUUCCUCACUACGAUCAUGGGAACAAAAUUGGGAGUGUUUGGAAUGUAGAAGUAUUAUCUACAAUUCAGAUUUCCAAAAAGCAAAAAAACAUGCAUUAUCCAACUCUAAUAAUGUGGCAAUUACUGAUUGUUUGUUGGAAGAGUCAUCACCUAAGUUACCCAGACAGUCACCUGGAGCUCAGCGUAAAGACCUGCUGAGGCAAGGCAGCAAGUUUAGAAGAGAUAUUUCGACUAUUCUGAUAGAGUUAGGAUUCCAAAUUAAAAAAAAACCUAAAAGAUUAUUUAUCAACAAAGCCAAUAUAUGGAAUAGUGCCUUAGAUGUAUUCAGGAAUCAAAAGUUUAAUCCUUCAUACGCAAUUGAAAUAACAUUUGUUAAUGAAAAUGAUAAGUUUGCAAGAGAGCUUCCUGGAUCAAAGCAGGAAUUUUUGAGUCUUUUGAUGCAACAUCUUGAGAACUCAUCAUUGUUUGAAGGGUCCUUAUCAAAGAACUUGUCUCUAAAUUCUCAAGCUCUGAAAGAGAAUCUUUACUAUGAAGCUGGAAAAAUGCUUGCCAUUUCUUUGGUUCAUGGUGGUCCUUCACCUGGUUUCUUUUCUAAAACCCUGUUUAACUGCCUUGUUUAUGGACCAGAAAAUACCCAACCAAUUUUAGAUGAUGUUUCAGACUUUGAUGUAGCACAAAUUAUAGUAAGGAUAAAUACUGCAACAAAUAUGACUGACUUAAACUCAGUAGUAAAUGAAUGCUACAACUACCUAGAGCUUAUUGGAUGUCUUAGACUUUUAACGACAUUAAGUGAUAAGUAUAUGUUGGUAAAAGACAUACUUUUCUACCAUGUAAUUAAGAGAGUCCAAGCACCCUUUGAAAGUUUUAAGCAGGGUCUGAAAACUCUUGGUGUUUUGGAAAAAAUUCAGACUUACCCAGAAGCAUUUUGUAACAUCCUCUGUCAUAAACCUGAGAAUCUUUCUGCAAAGAUCCUUAGAGAUCUUUUUACAGUACACACAUUACCUGAUGUACAAGCUUUGGGGUUUUGGAACAGUUACUUACAGACCGUUGAGGAUGGCAAAUCUGCAACAACACUGGAAGACAUUCUUAUUUUUGCAACUGGUUGCAGUUCCAUUCCACCUGCAGGAUUUAAACCCACUCCUUCAAUUGAGUGUCUUCAUAUGGAUUUUCCUAUUGGAAACAAAUGUAAUAACUCUUUAACUCUUCCAAUCACCAGUACAUAUAAAGAGUUUCAAGAAAAUAUGGACUUCGCCAUAAGAAACACUCUAAGACUAGGAAAGGAAGAAAGUUCUCAUUACAGUGAACAUUAAAAUGUUUCUUUGAACAAAGAGAUGCUUCUUUAAAAGCUGCUAUUAAAAACUUUCUUGUUUCAAAAAUCUAUUAAUCAUCAGUUUUGAACAAACUUGUCACCUUCUUGACCCAAUAAAAUUUAUGAUAUAAACAUAAAGGAAUGUUUUGGCCAUUUAAACAAAACAGAAGUUUUUUCAAUUAAGGCAUUCUAGUCAAAAUUGGUGAUGUUUUUCUGUUUUCUUAAUGUACAGGCUUCAUAAUCUUCAAUGUAAUUACUUUUAGAAUGGUUAUACAAACUUGAUUCAGGUAUAAUAGCAUGGCAGGUGCCAUUUUCAAAUUUUUCUUUAUUUUAAAGGAUUAAAUAGAAGAGCUAAUUGAUUAAAUCCUGCUUUAGGAAUCAGGCUUAGAUUCUGGGGUUUAUACAUUAUAUUUAUGCUUUUCAAAGAUGGCACUAAAUCCAUUGCUAAAAUAUUUCUAGAUCACUGAUUUAUGUUAAAAUUACCCACACUGCAAUUGGGUUAUUUCUAAUAGGAGGUGUUAUAUAAAAAGCAGAAUUGCACAAAAUUGUCUGGAUUCUGGGCAUGUUCCAUAGGCUUAAAAACACUUCUGAGGUGGAUACAAUGUAACUGAAAAUACCUAAGAGAAUAGUAUCUUCUAAGUCUUGGUUUUAAUCAUAGACCUCUGGAAAAAAAAAAAAAAAAACUCUGGUAUUCAGUAUGUCUAAUCCAUAAUCACUUUAGGUAUCUGAAUGAUCUCUGUGUAUUAUAAUGUGUUAUACAUGGGUUUUUGGCAUUAUUAAGGUGGUAUUAUAGGCAAACCAGCUCCAUACCAUUGUACAAUUAUCUUCUUUACCCUAGAAAGAUACCUUUUUAUAUAAGCAAUGUAUAAAGUAAAAAAGAAUAUAAAUAAAAAAAUACAAACAGAAUGAAAACCCCACUCUAAACUCACCAUACAUAUUAGUAUUGUUUCUGUAUAUUCAUCUAUAAACUCCUGUCUUGUCUAUUUUUAACAAUAUUAAUGCUACUAAAAUUAACAAGAAAUCAUGUAAUAAUAAUUUGAAGAUAUAUAGUUUCAUACUUAUGUUCCCAUAGUUGUGUUCCUACCAAAAAAAUUGAGAAAUUGGAUGUCCUUAAUCUAUUAUCAGAUCCCAAUCUAUUAUGAAAUAAAUGAGAUAAAGCCCUGGUUUUCUGCUAAAGUAAAUCAUUAUAUACUAGGUAAGGCAUUAUGAGAGGUAAAAUAUUUUAACCACAAUUUUCUUGCUACAUUAAGUAUUAGCUAUGAUCACAAUCUCAUCCUUCCCAAGAUGAGACUCCCCAAUACUCAAAUUAUUAAUAUUUUUAAAGAAAAUUACCAAGAUUGACUUAUGGUAAUACAUCUCUUAAAACCAAAGGAAAAUGAAAACAAUCCUAACGUAAUUUCCUUUAUUACCUCAUUUUUCAAAUUGUACUAACAGACCUAGCAAAUUACUUACUUUAAUUAUUUAACAAUAUUAAUAAACAAGGCAUUUCUUUGCCAUGUGUUAAAUUGUUAGAUUAUCAAAAGUAAUUAAAGGGUCAGUUAUUUUAAAAGUUUAAUAUCUAAUAUAAACCUCAAGCUCACCAUAGAGCUUUUAUUCAAAAUGUGUUGAUAAAUCAGGUAUUUUAUUUCUUAAUGCAUCUAGUUUUUAGAAAAAUUUAAAAGCCAUUAAAUCAAUAUAAUCCUCCCCCCCAAAAAAAACAAUUAGAUCUACUUUCUGGUUUGUAGUUUUAAUUUCUCCUUGUAUGCUAAUUAAAACUAAUACAAUACUCGCAUGCUUUGUGAGGGUGGGGGUAGGGACUAGGAGCAACAUGCUUGGUUAAUAAUAAUUAAAACUGCUAUUUCAGUUCCUCCUUACACUUAAGUAUAGAGAAGGCCUUAGUAUAAGAUGGUGUAAUUAAUAAUUCAGAAUAUUAGCCUCUUAAAGUGAAAUGUAAAUAUAUUGUAAAAUGUUUUCUGGUUUGAAGGAUGUCCUGUUAUGAUUUUUAGGUUAAUCUGUAUAGUCAAGGCAUAUCAGAGAAACCUGUUGGUUAUUUAUUUUCUGCAGUGUUACUUUGUCAAAUGGUUUGUGUUAUUCUGUUCCUAUUUGUUUUAUAGCACAAUUCUUAACUGAUGCCGAAUUUUAUAAAGGAAUUAUGCUACAAAGUUUGUAUAUGUAUUUACUGUUUCAAUUGUCUAAAUGGCGUGUAUUAUUUUAAGCUUGUUUUCUUUUACUUAAUAUUGAAGAAAACCAUAAAUUGACUAUUAUGCACCUAUUAUUAAUGGUUUUGAUUAGUUUUAUAUUCAUUUCUUUAAAACAGUUUUAAAAUUGUUUCUAGUAUGGGUUCUUUAUCUGAAGGUCUUUUAUACAAUACUAUUCUUGUACUUGGUCAUUUUACUCUUUUAGAAUUUAAGGUAAGGAUUCUUUAAAAUACCAAAAAGUUUUAGAUUAUAAUUUUAUACUUUGUAAUAUUUAGUUUCUACAUUAUGACAAAUUUUUUUUUAGUAAAGCAAAAGUCUUCAUUUGUUUACUAGCUUGAGAAUUUACUUUGACUUCUGUUUAAAGCAUAAUUUUUCCCUAAUUAUAUGGAGAAAGCUAUUCAAAUCUGCACUCAGUACUAAAAUGCUAAGUAAACGGGAAAUAUGGAUAAGUUUUCUCAGUGACUUUGCCUUUAGUAUUCAAUCAUAAUAAGAAAAUGAUCAUUGAUCAUAAAAUUUUUCUAUUUAUAAACAUAAUUAUUGUAUAUAGUGAUUAUCAUACUCUAUUAUUGCUUUUUCUGUAAGCUGUUAGUUUUUUAUGCUUCAAGUAAUGCAAAGUUUUGUGCUUAAAGUAAUGCAAUACAAAACAUAAGAACACAUGUAAUGAUGAAGUGGAUGUGUGUGACUUGUAGUUUAAGGAAAUUUGGAUUGCCUUGAACAGACCCAGUUUUCAAGUUCUGAUUUUGACCCUUUUCAAAUUCCCAAACAUACUCUAAUACCUACUGUAUGCCAAGUGUUAUGCUAGGUGAUUAUUUAUAUGUGAGCCUAUUUCUCCCCAUCUUAAAAGUGGCCAGAUGUAAUCAAAAAGCAUGACAAUGAAGUUUUCUGAAUAAAUGUGCCACUAAAUGUGCUUAUAUAAACUAAAUUAAAGAACUUGCUGGAAUUUCACAAGGUUAAGAUUCUGACAAAACUGAGUAACAUCCAAAAUCCUGUACUCUCCACAUUUGAGAGAUCCUAUAAGCAGCUGACAACCAGGAGCCUCUCUAUACAUGAAAUGUUCUGAGGUAGUCUGUGAUAACAGAAUGCAUUUUAUUCUUUGAUUCUAAUAAUACAAAAGAAAUACCAUAAUCUCAGCCCUUCAAGUAUUAUUCAUCUGCUGCUACUGUUCUUCUCUGGGGUAUAUUUUUCUGUAAAUUUAUUGCCCGCAGGACAGUUUUUUUUUCCAUACACAUAAUAUACACCUACUGAACAUAAAUUUAACAUUGUUUCAGUAUUUUAUGUUAAUAUGACUCAUGUAGUUCCUCAAAAGGAGUCUUUGAUGGAACUGAAACUAUUACAUGAUAGAUUUGCAUUUGUAAGUGGAGUUGGGUCUAUGUUUUAUAUUCCCUGAAGAAUGCAGUAUGCAGUAAAACUUACCCAUAAGGCAGGAACUGUCAUUUGUCUAAAAAAAGACACUAGUUCAUUAAAGAUUUUUUUGAAAAUAGUUGUAAUACCAUUGAAGAAAACACUAGUUUCAAAGUUAAGCUUUUAAGGCAUCAUUUAUUAUUUCAGAAUUUUAUGCAACUUCAAAAGAAACAUUCAACAGCUAGCAAAAUGUCAGCAAUGAACCUUGAACAUGAGAAAUUGUGUAUCCAUUUUUGACAUCCAAUAAAAAUCUAUGGAUUAUGGAAACUA